AUGGUUAACUCUUACAGUUGUUUACGUCUAGAUAUUGGACGCGUUAUCCUUGUUGAAGUUUAUGAAGACAAUGACAAUAACAAGCAGAAAUUCUUCGAAAUUGGUAAUGAUAAAAAAGUUCCAUUUGAUAAAUUAAUAGUUGCACAACUCGCGGAACUUAUCGCUUGUAAAGGAAAUUUUAAAGUUUCGAAUCUUUGGAAAGUUGACGUUGAUAAAUGUAAGCUUAAUCCUGGUUCUACUAAAGAAGAUAUUGAAAAACUUGGAGGCGAGUCUAUGGAAUUUGAAUACGACUUUAUAAAAUAUUUUCAAGAGGAUUAUGAACCCACGAGAAAUAAAAUCCACAUUGUUGCUACCACCACUGGCUACUACGCCAAUGGGCCAGACGUAACAUUCGUUGCCCUUUCCCCGCCUUUGUCUACUGGUAACAAACCAAGGAUUUCUACCAUUGUAAAUUCAAACUUAAGUCUGAGGAAGGAUCGUAUCAUUAAUCUGCGACGAAUGAUUAAUCUAAGUAUUCUAAUCAAGUCACUUCAAGACGUGAUCGGAUGGCGUGAAUCACCUGAGUUCAGUCAAAUUGUUAGAGAUAAACAGACAAUCGAGGUGUUCGGCACGAACAUUAAAAAGACCUACAAAAUUCCUGAUGAAUUGGAUUGGCGUGUUGAAAAACUCAAGAAUGUUUACAACAUACUGACAAAGAAAAGUGUCCCAAAUAUUGAUCGACUUAUUUGUGCUAAUAAUGAAAAUGGAGUGGUGUAUCUGGGGCCAAAAGGAAUGAGUGUAAAGCCAAAUAGUCUGAAGGAACUCUUUGAAGCUAUUCUCUGUGUGCUCGAGGCUUUGGUGGUUAUGCAUGGUGGCGACAAUCCAAUUUUCCAUCAAGACAUCCGGUGGCCCAACAUUAUAAAAUUAUCUGGUGAACCACCGAAAUGGAUCCUUAUAGAUUGGGACGAUGCUGAUCGUCCACAAACUAGACCAGCAAACCAUCUCGAAAAAACCAAUCAUGCACCAGAAGUUUUUUUACAAGGUCACGGUGGAGAAGUAGACAUAUGGAGCGUAGGAAAACUAAUAACCGAUGCAGACCAUUUUAUCAUGGGUCUUCCUCAAAGUAUUAUUGAUAUUGGGGUACAAAUGCAAAGUGAUGAUAGACCAAAUGCUCUUAAUGCCUUGGAAACUUGGAGGUCUUUAUCAAAUAGCAAUAUUUUUUAA
Messenger RNA from Funneliformis geosporum, 1203 nucleotides. The record is from the annotation of a GenBank genome assembly. NCBI's taxonomy places the organism in Eukaryota, Fungi, Glomeromycota, Glomeromycetes, Glomerales, Glomeraceae.